CCGCCGCCUCGUCGCUUCCCGCCCUUUUCGCCCUUUCCCCUCAGCGGCCCCAGGGAGGGGCCGCCGACUCGCCCGCCCCCCGCUUUUUCUCCGAGGCCAUGGAAAAAGAAAACCCGUUUAAAUUGUUCGUGCCGCCGCGUCUGAGCGCUGGGCAGCCGUCUGCGGUCAGAACCCAGGGUUUUAACAAAUGCCCAGGUGAUGAUUUUAAGUUGCCAUUCCGUACCCUGAACCGUGGUGAAGUCGCUGAUUCAGCUACAAUGUCACAGCAAGUAAAACUUUGCUCUGAAGUAGAUGAAGAGAAUAUAGAAACAAUGAAUGAAUUGUACUCAAAACUCUACAAAGAGGCUGAGAAGAUCAAGCAGUGGAAACUGUCUGUGGAAUCAGAACUAAAUCAGAAAGAAAGAAAACUGCAAGAAAAUAGAAAUAUUAUUGAAGCACAGCAUAAAACCAUUCAAGAACUGCAGUUUGAAAAUGAAAAACUCCAUUUAAAACUGGAAGAUGAGCUAUGUGAAAAGAAAGAUCUCUUGAAAGAAAACACCGCUUCAAGGCAUCUGUGCAAUCUGCUCAAGGAAACCUGCACUCACUUCACAGAGAAGACCAGCAAAUAUGAACAGGAAAGAGAAGAAACAAGACAACUGUACGAGGAACUUCACAGCAACAUAGAAAGGAUGACAGUGGCGUUUGAAGAGCUUCGUGGGCAAGCAGAGAAUGACAGAUUGGAAAUGAGUUUCAAAUUAAAAGAAGAAGCAGAAAAAAUGGAGAAGCUCAAAAGAGAUUGCAAACUGGAAGUCAGUCAGAAGGAAGAGCAGAUUUCAGCUCUUAUCAUACAGAGUGAUGAAAAAGAUGAUGUAAUAAGAGACAUCAAGGCUCAGCUGCAGGAAUCACAAAAUAAGAUUGCUGACUUAAUAGAAGAAAAAAGAGAAAUGUUAAAGGAAUCCCAGGUCAAUCAAGAACAUUUGAGAGCAGAGCUGAAGGAGGCCAAAACUUCAUUGGAAAAGGCAGAGGUUACUCAAAAGAGCUUAGAAAACGAAUUCCAGACUACAGUGAAAACAUUAAUUCAGGUCACUGAAGAAAAAGAAGCACAGGAGGAAGAAUGUAAAAAAACUAAGGCUUUGCAUGCAGCCCUGACAGCAGAGUUUGAGACUUCUAUUGCCAAUUUGAAAAGCUUGCUGCAAAAAGAGCAAAAUAGAUUAGAGAAAUGUGAAGACGAGUCCAAGCUGCUUACCUUGGAGCUCAGAAAUAAAUCUGCUGAACUGGAAGAGAUGACUAAACUAAAAUGUGACAAAGAAAUGCAGGUUGAAGAACUGUCAGGAACACUGGAGAAAAUUGAAGGACUUUUACUGAAGAAGGAGCACCUUGAGGCUACUGUGGAAAGUUUGCAGGAGAGAGAAGAAGAAACAAAAAAUGUUCUCCAAAUGAGAGAGAAAGAAAUCCACGAUUUGAAAGCACAACUGACUAGUACAGCUGAAAAGGAACAAGAUUAUUUGAACCAGCUUUUGACUCUGAAAACGGAUCUUGAACAAGAGAUGUUAAAGAAUGAACAACUGACUGUGUGUAUCAAUAAGCUUUCACUAGAGAAGGAACAAAUAGCACAAGAGAAAAGUGAUGUGGCUGCAGAACUCAAGAAACUGCAAGAAAGUCACAAGGAUAGCAAGAAAAAUGAAGAGAAUACAAAGCAGUUAGUUGAAAACCUGGAAGAGGCAAACGACCAGCUAAGAAAUGAACUGGAGUCUUUGAAGGAGAAAAUGGCAAAGACAGGGGAAGAGAUUGAAAGUAAACUGGAUGAAAGAGAAGAAAAUAUGAAUAAUUUAAAGAAACAGGUGGAAAAUAAAACCAAAUGCAUUGAAGAGUUGCAGCAGGAGAAUAAGGUGCUGAAAAAGAAAAUUACUGCAGAAAGCAAGAAAACCAGUAUUUAUGAAGGAAAGGUGAAUAAAUUGCAGUUAGAGCUGGAAAAUAUGAACAAGCAACAUAAGGAAACAGUUGACAGCUAUCAAAAAGACAUUGAAACAAAAAAAGUAAAUGAAAAUAAACUUCAUGAAGAGGUAGAAAAGUUGAAGUUGCUUUAUGAUGAAGCAACAAUGAUACAGAGAGAAACUGAUAUCCGAUGUCAGCACAAGAUAAAAGAAAUGGUGGCACUAAUGGAAAAACACAAGCAUGAAUAUGACAAAAUGGUUGAAGAAAAAGAUGCGGAGUUAAAACUAUAUAAAAUUAAGCAGCAAGAGCAGUUAUCAUCAGAAAGAUCACUGGAAAGUGAGCUGUCACGUUUGAAAAGCGAACUGUCAUCCCUUAAGGAACAACUGAAAGAAGAAAUCGAGGAAAAGGAGAAUCUUGUGAAAAAACACUCCCAAAAUAGGGUUCCUGAAACUGAAAUGGAGCACAAGACCUAUGUGAUCAAGACUCCUCCAGUCCAUACCCUGCAGGGGGAGAGAAGCACAACUCUGCCUCCCGAGCAGAGCACGAGGAAAAAGCAGAAAGUGCUUCUUCAUCUGGACACUCACUCGGACAGCUCUGAGCACAGUGACCUCCUGAGCAUGGUCUCGGAAGAGAAAAUGUUUAAGAAGUUGUACCAAGAUUAUCCUCAAGCUUCACAAUUAUAUUCCACAGCACCAAAAAAGACGCCGACUCUCUCCAGUGUGAAAUCUCCAGGCUCUGCACUGAAACUCAAAGCCAUGAGGAAGAUGCACGAGGCAGGAUGGGCUGCGGUUUCCAAAGUGGACAGGAGAAGAAAAAUAAAAGAAGUUGCAAAGUUCUUUGCUUAAAAUGCAGAAAUGACCAGUGCCCUGGCAUUAUUUAUCAGUGCCAGUAACAGUGGCACUAAUAACAGUGUUGUUAUUCUUUCAGAGUUAGUACUUUGGUGCAUUUUUCUGUCAUACUCAGUGUGUUGAAUACUACAUUCAUUUCCAUUACACACAUAAACUUCACAGAUCCAGAGCUACAUCCACCUGCAGAGCCUUUCCCACCUUUUCCUCCU
Molecule: messenger RNA, 2971 nt
Organism: Pipra filicauda (Wire-tailed manakin)
Lineage: Eukaryota; Metazoa; Chordata; Aves; Passeriformes; Pipridae
Gene: SYCP1
Product: synaptonemal complex protein 1
Exons: 29
Coding region: 99-2759 (886 amino acids)
Biological process (GO): meiotic DNA repair synthesis; synaptonemal complex assembly; lateral element assembly
Cellular component (GO): transverse filament; male germ cell nucleus; central element
Molecular function (GO): double-stranded DNA binding
Source: RefSeq, a predicted model, not a curated record